Molecule: messenger RNA, 974 nt
Organism: Vigna umbellata (rice bean)
Lineage: Eukaryota; Viridiplantae; Streptophyta; Magnoliopsida; Fabales; Fabaceae
Source: RefSeq, a predicted model, not a curated record
UUUUCCUCAAUUUUCCAAAAUCUAAAAAUUUUACAAAUUCCAUUCAAAAUUUGUCAAUAAUCUUAGUCACUACUCUAAGUUCUCUCAAAGCACGAACCCUAGGAGGGUUUCUCCUCCUUUCUUCACGCAUACAGCAAUAGUCCCCUAGACCAGUCAUUGUUGCACCUUCUCCAGAGAUAUACGAAGCCUUCCGAGCUCACUCACCGAUAUACAAAGCCCGAGUCUGACUCCCUCUUGCUCACUCUCAGUUCAGCCCCUCUAGUUGCUUCCACUCUCGUUCACUCUCAGCUUAGUCCGUCAUUCACUGUCGCUGGCUCGCGUUCACUCACAAUGCUCAUCGCUCAGGCUGUCGCUGAUGAAGAUCGUUCUUCCUACUUCUUGACACAAAGAGUUCGUUCAUUAUUCAUUGAUGUGGCUUGACCUUUGUUGUCUAGAUCGGAUGCCAACACAUGUAGUUGGCCUUUCAGGUAUGAAGGUGCAGCCAAUGAGGGUGGUAGAGGACCGAGUAUUUGGGAUACCUUCACUCACAAAUAUCCAGAUAGAAGACAGAAGCAAUGAGGAUGUUGCAGUUGACUCGUAUCACCGCUACAAGGACAAUGUUCAGAUUAUGAAGGAUAUGAAUUUGGAUGUUUACAAAUUUUACAUGGUCAAGAAUUCUUCUGAAGCUUGAUCUGUCAUGGAGAAAGGUGCAAGUAGGAAAUAGAGAGAAGGAAAGGAGAAGUGCAAGAGGUAUGAAAUUAAACUUUUAUUUUUCUGAACACUUACAACUAAAAAAAGGAUUGUUUCCAUAAGGCUAUGUUAUUGUUUAACAUGCGAUAUUGAUUUUAUUUAACAUAGGCUGAGUCAAUAAUAAGUAACAUACAAAUAUCUAUAGCUUUAUAAUGAUGAGGUGUACUAUUUUCAUAGGGAUUUGCUAUUCAUUGAUUAGCCACUAAUAAAACGUAGGUUGUAUCAUCUGUUCUAAUCCGAGUUGU